Messenger RNA from Cotesia congregata, 936 nucleotides. Lineage: Eukaryota; Metazoa; Arthropoda; Insecta; Hymenoptera; Braconidae. The record is from the annotation of a GenBank genome assembly.
AUGGCAGAAGAUUCACCAUUUGUAGCGAUGCUUGUUGACAUGGGAUUCUCCAAAGAACGCUCAGAAAAAGCACUUAAGGCUACUGGCAAUGUUGGAGUACAACCUGCAAUGGACUGGUUGUUUUCUAAUACUGAAGACGAAGUUCCCCAAACUGGAGCUAGUUCGGCAGAGACUCAAGUUUCACCGCAAGAGUCUUCCUCAGCGCAAAGUAGUGCAAGUACUGCGACAGCAAGUACUGAGAAAGUUGAAUAUCACGCAACUAAAUCCGGCCAUGACAGUUUCUCCGAGAGUCUCGAAGAGAAAAAGCCACUGACUGAAGAUGAAAAGAAAGAAAAAUUGAAGCAGCUGGAGGAAAAAAUGCGACAGAAGCGCAAAGAACGCGAGGAACUCGAGAAGCAAGAGAGUCUUGAAAAAGAAAAAAUUAGAAUCAAAUCCGGAAAAGAAAUGGCUGAAGCUAAAAAAAAAAUGGAAGAGCUUGAGAUGAAAAAACUUCUGGAGCAACGGAAGCGCGAAAAAGAAGAGGACAGAAUUGCCCGGCAGGCGAUCCGCGAGAAGAUAGAAGCUGACAAAGCAGCUCGUCGCGCAAAAGCUGCCGCUGAGUAUGGAAAUUUGGUUCCUUCUGUACCAGUUCCAACUCCAGCUCCAGCUCCAGCACCAGCUCCAACGCCCGCAGCUCCCAAGCGUGAUUACACUGAAACUAGACUGCAAAUCCGACUGACCAAUGGCGACACUCUCACACAAACCUUCGGCGCCAAGGAACAGUUGUCUGCUGUCAGACUCUACAUCGAAAUGAACCGAACAGAUCCUCCAGGGCCUUUCAACUUGUUGACAAACUUUCCUAGAAAAGUAUUCUCCUUUGAGGAUUAUGAUGCACCGCUUGACGUUCUUGGUCUCGUGCCGUCAGCUGUUGUAAUUGUACAGAAGAAAGUCGAAUGA